This is a messenger RNA of Hyposmocoma kahamanoa, 4783 nucleotides long. RefSeq names its product copper-transporting ATPase 1 (gene ATP7). Gene Ontology annotation, cellular component: perinuclear region of cytoplasm; trans-Golgi network; membrane. The transcript has 27 exons. Bases 1 to 3357 code for a protein of 1118 amino acids. Gene Ontology annotation, biological process: copper ion homeostasis; monoatomic cation transport. The record is from RefSeq and is a predicted model, not a curated record. Gene Ontology annotation, molecular function: ATP binding; P-type divalent copper transporter activity; copper ion binding. Lineage: Eukaryota; Metazoa; Arthropoda; Insecta; Lepidoptera; Cosmopterigidae.
AUGGUUCAUGACUCAGCAUCUGAGGACUUUGUCAAAAUGGUCCUUGACUCAGCAUCUGAGCACUAUGCUAAUAACAUAGCCCUCACUGUUAUUCUGCAACAAAAAAGCAUGUCAAAAAGAGAGCCCAGCGCAGACCUGGUGGCUGUCCGUGUUCCAAUAAAUGGCAUGACAUGCCAGUCCUGUGUCAGCAGCAUCGAAGGCUCCGUCAAAGAUCUGCCUGGAGUGCAGGACGUUAAGGUGGAACUAUCAGAGAACGCGGGCUACUUUCGAUAUGAACCGCGUCUCUGUUCGACGGAGGCGAUCAGGUCGCAUAUAGAGGAUAUGGGGUUCGAGGUGCCUGCAGACACAACAGAAGACGAGACCAGAAAACUCCUACCGAAAGAAAUACCAACAGAAGUUUUAAUAGACAUGGCGACCGCUAGCGACGAGAGCGAAGUGCAAUUAUCCGUCAAAGGAAUGACGUGUCAGUCAUGCGUCAAUACUAUUGAAGGAGCCCUAAAAGAAACGCCCGGCGUGAUUCGAGCAUCGGUAAGCCUGACCGAUGAGGAGGCGCGCAUAAGGCAUUGGCGCACGGUCGUCACGCCCCAACAAUUGGCGGAUGCCGUCUACGAAUUGGGUUUUGACGUUAGUGUAGUAGCUACAGAUGGGGAGACGGCACCUGACUCGUCGCGGAGUAGGAGCGAGGAGGGGUCCGGCGACGGGAUCAAACCUGCAACACCUGUGAAGAGUAAAACUCAAGCCAAUGGAACAUUGUCGGUACAGAUGGAAGAGUUAUCACGUUGCACGUUAGAAGUCCGAGGAAUGACUUGCGCGUCAUGUGUGGCAGCCAUUGAGAAACACUGUUCCAAAUUAUAUGGUGUCCAUUCCAUAGUGAUUGCGCUUCUAGCAGCAAAAGCCGAAGUACGGUACGAGGCUCGGAAGAUAUCGGCUGCAGACAUAGCAGCGUCGAUCACUGAACUUGGUUUCCCUGCAGAAGUACUAAGCGACUGUGACGGCGCUGGCCAUAGGGAGAUACAAUUAUUGAUAAAAGGCAUGACGUGCGCGUCAUGUGUGAACAAAAUCGAAAAAAGUGUACUUAAACUAACAGGAGUUGUGUUUUGUUCAGUAGCACUUACAACUUCCAAAGCAAAAAUAAAAUACAACACAGAACAAAUUGGUCCACGUACUAUAUGUGAUGCAAUCAAUAACUUAGGUUUUGAGGCCACAGUAAUGGGUCCACAUAACAGAGGGACAACUAACUAUUUAGAACAUAAAGAAGAAAUAAAAAAAUGGCGAACAGCGUUUCUAAUAUCCCUAAUAUUCGGCGGGCCGUGCAUGAUAGCCAUGGCGUACUUCAUGGCUAUGAUGUCAGACGGUCACAGCGCGAAGGAUAUGUGCUGUGUACUUCCCGGACUUAGUUUAGAGAAUCUUGUCAUGUUUCUACUUGCCACUCCUGUACAGUUUGUCGGUGGAUGGCAUUUCUAUAAACAAGCUUACAAGGCGCUCAAACACGGUACUUCCAAUAUGGACGUGCUUAUCUCUAUGACGACUACAAUAAGUUACGCGUAUUCACUGGCUGUGGUUAUAGCAUCAAUGGCGCUUCAAAAGGACACCAGCCCUAUGACGUUUUUUGACACCCCACCUAUGCUUCUUGUUUUCGUUUCACUUGGCAGGUGGCUGGAACAUAUUGCCAAGGGAAAAACCUCCGAAGCAUUAUCAAAACUGCUAUCUCUGAAAGCAACGGAGGCAGUGUUAGUUACGUUGGGACCUGAUGGCAAUAUUAUCGCUGAGAAGAAUAUACCGGUUGACUUGGUUGAGAGAGAUGAUGUGCUCAAGGUUGUACCGGGCGCGAAAAUCCCAGUUGACGGGAAAGUGAUCUCGGGACAGACAACUUGUGACGAAUCGCUUAUUACAGGAGAGUCUAUGCCUGUGCCCAAGACUAAAGAUUCUUUAGUAAUAGGGGGCAGUAUAAACCAGCACGGUGCCCUGUUGAUGCGGGCGACGCAUACCGGUGAGGCCAGCACGUUGGCACAAAUUGUGCGACUGGUUGAAGAAGCGCAGAGCUCAAAAGCGCCUGUUCAACGGCUGGCUGACAAAAUUGCUGGGUACUUUGUUCCUCUGGUGGUGUUCCUUUCUCUCCUCACGUUGGUUGCAUGGAUCAUCACUGGAGCAAUUGAUAUAGAUAAGAUUAAGAGAAUCACACCGGAAAUCUACCUCCACUCAGAUUUUACCAAAUGGGAGUUAAUAGUUCAAACUGCAUUCCAUUUCGCACUGUCUGUGCUAGCGAUUGCGUGUCCGUGCGCGUUGGGGUUGGCGACUCCCACCGCGGUCAUGGUGGCCACUGGCAGGGGUGCCAGGUUGGGGUUGCUCGUCAAAGGGGCUGAGCCACUGGAGAACGCUCAUAAGGUGCAGACGGUGAUCUUCGACAAGACGGGCACGAUCACGCAGGGGCGCGCCAGCGUCGCGCGCGUGUCGCUGCUGACGGGCGAGCCGCGCGCGCUGCCCGACGUGCUGGCCUGCCUGCUGACGGCCGAGCUGAACUCGGAGCACCCCGUGGCCUCCGCCAUCGUGCGCUGGUGCAGCGCGGUGCUGGGCGGCGACAGCGGGCUGAAGUGCGCGAGCUUCGCGGCGGCGCCGGGCUGCGGUCCCGAGCUUCCGAACCCCAAGGCCCCGCCGUCUCGACCGCGACCGGUGGGAAUAAAUAAAGUAUACGCAGAAGUACUACCCUCUCACAAAGUGGCCAAAAUACAGAAAUUGCAGGAACAGGGACUCAAAGUUGCCAUGGUCGGCGACGGCGUCAACGACUCGCCGGCGCUGGCGCAGGCAGACGUCGGCAUCGCCAUCGCCAGCGGGACCGACGUCGCUGUAGAAGCCGCCGAUUUAGUACUCAUGAGGAACGAUCUCCUAGACGUAGUAGCGUGCCUAGAAUUGUCACGAACGACGGUUCGAAGAGUACGACUCAACUUUUUGUUCGCGUCCGUCUAUAACAUAUUGGGUAUACCAUUGGCCAGUGGGGCGUUCGCAGCUUAUGGGCUGCAGUUGCAGCCGUGGAUGGCGUCAGCAGCGAUGGCGAUGAGCUCCGUCUCUGUUGUUUGUUCCAGUUUGUUACUUAAGACCUUCAAGAAACCAACAGCGGAGCAACUGCGCACUCCAGAGUAUCUCCAAUCAGUACAUUUGGAAGACCUGGACUCGGUUUCAGUACACAGAGGUCUGGAUGAACGAAUCGAGCCGAACGACAGAGGAGCCUCACCGCUUGCCAAAUUUUUCAACCGAAGCAAGUCAAAUGAAGGUUGCCUUCUCCAAGAGGACGAAGACAUGAUGACCGUCUCGUUCAUACCGAAACGCCCAACCAGAGAAGAACCCAGUUUGAACGGUUAAGUGUACUAAAAUAGGGCUCUAGUUACGCUGAAAAUCCAGUUUUAGAAGACAUCGGUUUGCAUUUUUGAAAAUGUACCACGCCGAAGCUCAAGUAAUUCUUGUUAUAUAUAUCGUAUCUUAUAAUUCAAAUACCAAAAAUAGAAGAACCCAGAGUAAAUGGACUGUUUUAAUGUUCUCUUUGUAUUAGACACUCGUUGAUAAUGGGAAAAAUCAAACGGUCAUGGAGUUUAUCAGAAAUGUAAUUCUUAUUAUGUUGAAUAAAUCCAUUACGAACACACGGGUACCGUAACAAAGAAAGUGUAGAUUCGAUGUGGCCGGUUGAUACCUUCAAAAGUAUGUUAUCACAUUUUUAAUAUUGAAUUUGAUUCUUUAUAUGUCAAAUUCCAUUUUGACGUAUUUGUAUGGUUACCAAAUGUAUAAAACAAUAUUUUUUUACAUUUUUUGUUUAAUGUACAAAACAUUUUAUAUGGACUUAUAUAGUGAUAUCUCGAUGUGAUAGAAAAUAGAAAAUUACGAAUUUGUAUGGAGAAACAGUACAUUAAUAAAAAAGCACCCCCUAUUUUUGUCUCAAAAAUCUUUUUCAUACAACUCGGUUAUGUUAACAAUGGUACCUUUAUUAACAAAAUAUAAUGAUAAUCUAUGACGUCUCAAUUUUCUUCUAUGUAAUCAUUCUAUAUUUUGUACGAUAUGCGGUCCGAAACAAUAGUUUCGCUCAAAAGUUACAUACAUUUGUACAAAACAUUGUAUGAUGUUUCAUACAAAAAUGUAUGGAAGAUAAAGCUCGAUUACUAACUAAUUGUACACUAAGUUACCAGUAUUUUAUAGAAAAUAUAAUUAUGAAUUAGGAGCUUCCAUACAAUCUGUAUGAUUUUUAUGAUUUGUAUUAAAAAAUCCUUAUGGUUGCUAUGCUAUGUCUGGUAUAGGAUGAUUUCAGCUGACGUAUAACUAAACAAAAACAGAUAAACGGCGCAGAUCGUCUAAUUAUGGACGUGUAUUAAAUAAAAAUCUAUAUCCAAAGACUUUGUACAUAGGAUGGCGUUUUAGAUUUUUUAUAGAUAAUACAGGGUACAAUUCAAAUCAAUAAAAUCACCUUGUCGACCACGAUCUCUUCGAAAGCAUUGAUGCCAAGACGUUGUAGUGCCGUCCUUUUCUAAUUUAUAAAUCUUAAAAUCUCAAUAUGGUAAUGGUGGGUGUACUUACAAACAACUGUGACUACAGGAAACAAAAAAUGCGUUUUUUUUAAAAUGAGGCUAUGAAUGCAAAAGUGGUGUAACUCCAUGAAAUACAUAUAGGAGAUGAAUUUAAAUAAAUGAGGUAUUUAAAUUAACCACAUUCAUAUUAUAUAUAGUAAUUAUAUAUGAUCAAUAUAUAACUUUGUAUACAUGAAAAUAGCAUCUAAAUAGAACUGCUUGAGUUCUUACCAAGA